Aspergillus ochraceoroseus IBT 24754 is the source of this 990-nucleotide messenger RNA. RefSeq names its product NOPCHAP1/New4 family protein. Bases 155 to 859 code for a protein of 234 amino acids. Lineage: Eukaryota; Fungi; Ascomycota; Eurotiomycetes; Eurotiales; Aspergillaceae. The record is from RefSeq and is a predicted model, not a curated record. Gene Ontology annotation, biological process: box C/D snoRNP assembly. The transcript is spliced from 2 exons.
AUUGGUCGGUUUUCCGAAGGAGGGGGGAUUUUUCUUCAGCCAAAGUUCAUUUCACCUGCAUAUCCAAUAAAUUGAGGCUGUCUCCCCACCUCGUUGCCGCGCAAAAAAACAUCGGCGGUAGUUUCAACCCAUCCCCAUCAUUGGCAGCGCAAGAAUGGACGAGUUAACACAGAAGCGCCCACAACCCGACGGGCUCCAAUCUCCUGCUCUGGACUCGAUGUCUCCUUCUAAGCGAUCCCCCAGCGAUACGUCCAAGCAUUUCACCACCGUUGCCGGCCGGCGCGAAAUUUCACUUCCCACGAGAACCGCCUGGAAAGCGGCCAACUCCAUCUCCAUCUCCGUAUCCGAUGACGAUGACGAUGAUUACACCUCCUCAUCUGGCUCUUCAUUAUCCUCCUCCUCCGAUGACGAUGAAAGCGACAAUGGGGGAGAAGACAGCCAGCGCGCGAAAAGCAUUGGGGAUGGAGAUUCAGAGCAGAUGGCUGCACUCCCUGCGCGGCGAAAACCGAACAUUCGAAAAAUGGCCAAACAGCCUACCCUCCUCUCUAAACUGUCCGCUUUCCUGCCCCAGAUGAAAAGCGCAAAUGAACAUUUACAGCAAGAGAUAGCAGCCGGGCGCGAGAAGGAUAUAAGGCUGGAUAAUGAGGAUGAGGAACACCACGAGGGUCAAUACAUUGAAAUGAACCUAGGGCUAGGCGUGUUGGAAGAGAAACGUUCCGACGACGAGCACCCCCCGAGCGACCAAGAGCUGGAAGAUGCCAAUUCGUCUCAAGAAACGAACCUUUUGGAUCGACUGAUGGGGAAGACGACCGAUUCCUCAGACAAAGACAAGCCCUCCAUUCAGGAGAUGACCGGUUGAUCUUCAUUUGCAUAUAAAUCUUGGAUCUCAACUUGCAUAUAAAUGGCGUUACUUCAGGCAUAUUAGGUUGUCAGGCUUCUUAGGUCUAUGAUAAAAGUUGUUGUUUUUUUUUUUUUUUUUUUUUUUUUUUU